AUGUUCACAACUAGCCGUAGCGCAAAUAAGUCGCAUCGGGACAGUUUCUCAUAUAGAGCGGGAAAGUCGAUGAGCAGCAAGAGACAGAAGUCGUUCAAAGAGCAUCCUUCUACCAGACGUAUCAGCACCCAGCAACCAAUACAGGCUUCCUCGUUACAGUCGUCUCCGACGAGAGCGGGAAGUUCGCCAACAUCCCCCAACCUUACCUCAGCCAUCGUCACGAUAGCCGUCGGUCCCGAAUCAAGGCUCUUCGCCUGUCACGAAGAGGUGCUCCUCAAGUCACCAUACUUUGCUGAAGCCUGUCGCGCCCAAUUCUUCGAGUCGUCGGGUAAACGCUUCAGCCUCCCCUCCGAGAAUCCCGAAGUCUUCUCAGCCAUCUUAGAAUACCUUUACAAGGGGGACUAUACGCCGAAAGUCAACUUCGACAAGAAGCGUAACAGCUGGUACCUUGAACAUGCAGAGGGUACGCAUAAGGGCAUGAAUGAAAGCACCAUCUGCACCCCCAGCGGCGUUGCCGUACUGAAAGACACUGUCAUCUACUGCUCCGGCCACCGCUACCAGCUACCUGAACUCCAACGGUUGGCUUUGAAGAAGCAAGGCUUGCAAUCGGGUGUUCAGUGCAGCAYGAUACUCAGCUCAGCACGUUACGCUUAUGCCAACACCCCGGCAUCGGACUCGAAGCURAGAGCUCAUUAUCUCGCUCUUAUCAUACGGAGUCGAAGUACAUUCAAGCGAAGCGGGACUAUGCAGAUGGAAAUGGAAGCAGGAGGCACACCCUUGUUCUUCGACCUGUUUGUGGCGAUGGUCAACCAUCUCGAUGACAUUGCUGCCUCCCGCUCGCCACGCACGUAA
Molecule: messenger RNA, 852 nt
Organism: Ramularia collo-cygni
Lineage: Eukaryota; Fungi; Ascomycota; Dothideomycetes; Mycosphaerellales; Mycosphaerellaceae
Exons: 4
Coding region: 1-852 (283 amino acids)
Molecular function (GO): protein binding
Source: RefSeq, a predicted model, not a curated record